Molecule: messenger RNA, 2064 nt
Organism: Oxyura jamaicensis (ruddy duck)
Lineage: Eukaryota; Metazoa; Chordata; Aves; Anseriformes; Anatidae
Gene: CD320
Product: CD320 molecule
Exons: 4
Coding region: 117-794 (225 amino acids)
Molecular function (GO): protein binding
Source: RefSeq, a predicted model, not a curated record
GCGCCAGUGCCGCCGGGGAGGGGGGCGGAGGCUGCGCGCAUGCGUCCUGCCGGCGCGCGCGGCCCGCUUUAUAGGCGCGUGGCGGAGGCGGCGGGCUCUGGGUGUGCGGCGGGAGCAUGGCGCGGCCCCGGCUGCUGCUGCUGCUGCUGCUGCUGCUCCCCGCGCUGCUGCUGCUGCUGCCGCCGCCCGGGAGCGGCGAGAGCGGGCGGGCGGGGCCCUCCUCCCCAUUGGCUCCCGCCGCGCGCUCCCCGCGCACGCCCUCGGCUCUCAUUGGCUGGCGCCGCCGGCGGCUCAGGUGCGCGCCUCGAGGGGGCUGCGGGGGCCUCGCCUCAGGGGGGGCCGGGGCCGGGGCCGGGGUCGGGGCCUGGGGGGCUCUGGCGGCUCCCCUCAGCCCCAGCCCCGGCCCCGCGGGCUGCGGCCCCGGCCUGUUCCGCUGCGAGGAGCCGCGCGGCGAGUGCUUCCCCCGCGAGUGGAUCUGUGACGGUCACCCCGACUGCCUGGACGAGCGCGACGAGCGGGGCUGCGAGGCCAGCGGGAGCCCGGCGGGGCCGGGUGCUGCCAUCACAGAGGCUUCAGCUACCCCUGUGCCUGGGCACACUCUGCCAUCGAGGAGUCAAAGCUGCACGUGGGUGUUGAUUAUUGCAGUGCUCCUGAGCUGCCUGGUAGCUGUGGGUGGUGUCGUUGCAUGGGCCCAGUCCAAAGCAAAAAGCAGGUCUGACAUCUUCAGUCUUGAAGAAGCAUCAACUGAAGAACAGUUGAUAUCUGACAAGAGCCAGGCAGGCUUAUUUUCCUGAAAGGGAUCUUUUGCUGCGAAGCGAUAAGAUGGGACUAAGUUCAUUUCCCUCUCACUCAUCACAGAAGCUGACUGAAUUUGCACGUUAAGCUCUCCAGUCUGGUUUGUUGUUACAUUAGAACGCUCCCCUUGGAAAUGGGUCUGAGGUUGUGCAACUGCUUUUGCACUGGAAACUGCGCAGGACCUUCCCUGGUGAAAUCACCCCUCAUAAAGGUGACAAAUCCCCUCAUUGUUCUUGCCUGCGAGGAUUGUUAACGCGGCUUCUCAUCGGCGUGGCCUUGGACCCAAAGAUUUUAUUCUCCGUGAAACUGGAGGUGCAGUGCCAGGUGCUACUGCUUUCUUCCACCUCCAAACAGGAGCCUUUUGUUGCAGCCCCGUUCUUCUGCCAGGAUUUUGUCAGGUGUCAGGGAGCAGAAGUUUUCUCUCCCCUUUCAGUAGGAGCUCACUGAACCCGCACAGAUGGGACGUACGCUCUGUGUUCACACUGGUGUUCCGACGCUGCUCAGUCCAACGCGCUGUCUGACAGGCCGGCCACGGGGAUGAAAGCUGAAAAGCUUCCUGUCCACCUGAGCUCUGCGUGCUGCUCUGUCACCCCCAGCCAGCACCUCAGCACACUCCCUGCCGGCAAGGAUCUCACCACCGGCAGAACAGCACCUUCACCCCAGUGCUGAUUUCUGGAUGUCGUUUCUCUGGCGUUGGAGCUGUCAUCCUUAGGCCUCUUUUGCUGGAGGUUUUGAGUGUCUGGUAUCUUUGGUUUUCAGCUUGAAAUAACUGGUGUCUUGGGUCCAAUGCUGUUGCCUCCGCUUUGCGGCACUCCCAACUGUUCGUGGCUGGCUCGGUGUGCGCUUUUGAGAAGAACUGACAGCAUCAGAGGAGAUGACUGACCCGUGCCUCUAACUCAGCACUGAGCUCUCCUCCGUGUGUUCCUUGCACAAGUGUUUAAUGCGUGUCAAAGGCACAAAGCUGCUGCCUCGUCUGUUGCAUUCUGUGCCCUGAGCUGAGAACCUGGCUUGCCAUGCAAACUCCUGUCAUCAGCCUUAGGGCAGGAGUCUCUUGCUCUUGGAUAGUGUGCAAGCGCGCAGCUGUAACUCAUGUGAGAAACUUCUAUAUGAGGUGUUGGAGGACUGGGCCAUGCCAGAAUGGUUAUUUUUAGUACCAAGAGGUCAUUUGCAAGGGUACACACAACCUUGUCUCUGUUUCUAUAGGGACAAUUGGAGCUAGCUGUUGGUGAAUGACACAGGAAAAUAAAGAACUUGAGACUAAUGACAUCU